GAUCGUGGUUCGGGUUCACGCCAAGUUGGAAGCCUCGGCUCAGCUCUCUGUCUCUGGCUCGAUCAGUAUCCGUAUCACUAAUAAACCAGGUUUUGAAAAAACGGCUGAAGAAAGAUUUGUUAUACGAACUCGCCGCCAAACAAAAAUGGAAAACGAAGAUACCCGAGUCCGUGUCAUUAAUAUGGAGAAUCAAAUGGCACAAAUGAUGACAUUAUUGGCUGAUCUCUCUAGCCAAGUCAAAAACUUGACAUCUACUUCUUCUACCAUGAAUAUUCCUACCGCGCCCCCUGAAGUGCCGGUAGUAGAGCCCAUGGCAAAAGGGCCUGUGGAAGAGAUCCCCACUGCAAUCCCGAUAGUUAUCGGUCCAGAGCCCCCAUCUAAAGAGAUUCCAACUUCGCAUUUUGAUGAAGAGAAUGCAAGGCGCCUCGCCAAGAUCGAAGAACGCCUUUGCAUGCUGCAAGGCUAUCAGUUGCAGGGGCUUGAUAAACUGUCACCCUUUGCCAAAGUUACGGUCCCUGAAUUCUAUAAGGAGCCGGAGUUCACAAGGAAAUACGACGGCAUCGGAUGUCCUAAGACACAUUUGAAGUACUACUUGGGCAAGAUGGCCCGUUAUUCAGAUAAUCCCCCACUCUUGAUCAAUUCAUUUCAAGAUAGUCUGGUUGGUCUUGCGUUAACCUGGUUUAUAGAGUUGGACAUGGAGAAAGUCCGUACUUGGGAAGAUCUCGUUGAUGAAUUCCUUCAACAAUACAAAUUCAAUACUGAAAUUGCUCCCACUCGAGAGGAAUUGGUUCGGGUUGAGAAAAGAAGAACUGAAUCAUUUAGGGCCUACGCUCAAAGAUGGAGGGUCACUGCAUCUCAAGUAAAACCACCAUUAUCUGAGAAAGAGACCAUGAAAUUGCUACUUCAAGCUAUGCCCCAUGAUCUUUUUGAGAAGAUGUACAACCAUACUUGUAUGAACUUUGCUACAUUUGUAGAGUUGGGAGAACGCAUCGAGGGGAUCAUGCGGGAAGGAAGGUUGAUGGAGAACACAAACCGUCGAUAUACCCCGAAGAGAGAUAAGGAGUCGGCUGUGGAGAUCGCCUACAUACAAAAUUCCUCUUCUCAAAAGCCAUACAACCUUCAAGCUCAUAAACCUGCCAUGGAAGUAGGGGGUUCUUCAAGAAACUUCGAGCGCAAAGGAAAAGCCUCUCAAAGGCAAUUUACUCCAUUGCCUAGGCCCAUGUCACAAUUACUUCCAAUGCUAAUCGAAAAUCAUCUUGUGGCAAAAGAGAUUCCAAGGGAUAAUCCACCAAAGUUUGCCGGAUUCGACCUUAAUAAGACAUGUGAGUAUCAUAUGGGUGAAAAAGGUCAUCAUGUGGACAACUGUUUGAUGCUUCGUUAUAAGAUCCAGGAUUUGCUGGAUAAAAAGCUGCUCACCUUUAAGGACUCGGGACCGAAUGUCCAACAAAAUCCUCUUCCAAAGCAUUCUGAAGAUGUCAACAUGGUCGGUGCUAUCAAUGGAAAUGAAGAACCCAUAGUUCCCACUGUGUAAAAGAUGUUUUUAGUUCUUGCAUUCAAUUUUUAGUUGUAUUCCAUUCAUUUCUCCCCUGCGAGGGAAUUCGAUUCAUUUCUCCCCUGUGAGGGAUUUUCAUUCAUUUCUCCCCUGCGAGGGAAUUCCGUUCAUUUCAUUUGUUUGUACUUGU
Messenger RNA from Eucalyptus grandis, 1682 nucleotides. RefSeq lists its product as uncharacterized. The transcript is spliced from 3 exons. The coding region runs from base 146 to 1531 and encodes 461 amino acids. Lineage: Eukaryota; Viridiplantae; Streptophyta; Magnoliopsida; Myrtales; Myrtaceae. The record is from RefSeq and is a predicted model, not a curated record.